Molecule: messenger RNA, 2130 nt
Organism: Nematolebias whitei (Rio pearlfish)
Lineage: Eukaryota; Metazoa; Chordata; Actinopteri; Cyprinodontiformes; Rivulidae
Gene: mst1
Product: macrophage stimulating 1
Exons: 18
Coding region: 1-2130 (709 amino acids)
Biological process (GO): proteolysis
Molecular function (GO): serine-type endopeptidase activity; signaling receptor binding
Source: RefSeq, a predicted model, not a curated record
AUGAAACUGAUUCUGCUCUUUAUUCUUCUGGCUGCUGGACUGGCCACUGGCCACCGGAGCCCUCUGAAUGACUUCCAGCGCUCUGAGGGUAGGGAGCUGGUCCCUACCUCCUGGAACUCUGCUCGGAUGCAGCUGUUGCCUGGUUUGAGCCUGGAGGAUUGUGCCACCCGCUGCUCACAGUCACUGGACUGCAGAGCUUUCAACUAUGAGACUCGCCCGACGGUCACCUGUAAGCACCUGCCCUGGGUGGCCGACGUGAACAACGCAGAGGUGAAGAGAAACGUCAACUGUGACCUUUACGAGAAGAAAGUGUAUGUAAGGAAGUGCAUUGUGGGUAAAGGGGAAGAUUACCGAGGGAAAGUCUUCACCACAAAGAGUGGACUCCUCUGCCAACAGUGGUGGUCGAAGUUUCCUCACGACCACAGGUGGACUCCUUCAGCAAACAACGGUUUGGAGCUGAACUACUGCAGGAACCCGGACGGGGAUCGAAUCGGUCCGUGGUGCUACACCGUCGACCACGAGCGACGCUACGAGAGCUGCAACAUCCCCCAAUGCAAAGACGACGUGUGCAUCACGUGUAACGGAGAGGACUACAGAGGACAGGUUGAUCACACUGCCAGCGGUAGAGAGUGUCAGCGAUGGGACCAGCAGCAGCCUCACCAGCACAUCUACCAACCUGAAAAGUAUCCUGAUAAGAGUUUAGAUGAUAACUACUGCCGUAACCCCGACGCCUCUCCGGUGCCCUGGUGUUACACCACAGAUCCUGAGGUAGAGAGGGAGAACUGUGACAUCAGCAAAUGCACUGAAGGCCAGGUGAAGAACAGGCAGCGCUCCAGCUUCACCACCAACUGUUUCCGUGGUCGUGGGGAGGAUUACCGCGGCAAAGUUAACGAGACGACGUCAGGAAUCCCUUGCCAGCAGUGGGACGCGCAGUCCCCUCAUCGGCAUCCCUUCUUCCCAAACACAUACGAGUGCAAAGGUUUGGAAGAGAACUACUGCCGCAACCCAGAUGGAUCCGAGGCUCCGUGGUGUUUCACAUCACUUCAGGAUAGGAGAACGGCCCUUUGCUUGCAGAUCAAACGUUGUGCCGAUGACAUAGAAGUUGAAGACUGCUACCAUGAAAAUGGAAAAAACUAUAAAGGUGUUGUCCGCAAAACUCGUAAAGGUGUCGCCUGCCAAAAAUGGAACAUCAACACGCCUCACCAGACCAAGAUAAACCCACGGACACACCCUGAGGCCAAUCUGACGGAGAAUUAUUGUCGCAACCCUGACGGGGACCAGCACGGACCCUGGUGCUACACCACUGACCCCAAAACUGAGUUUGACUACUGUGCCAUAAAACAGUGUUCCGGAGAGAAAGUGCCCCUGACGGAAACAGUAGAGGAGGUGGAGUUCAGUGAAUGUGGAAAAAGGGACAACCGCUUCCCAGCGACUCGGCUGCGCAUCGUGUAUGGCAUUCCUGGUAAUUCUCCGUGGACUGUGAGCCUCAGAGACAGGAAAGGAAACCACUUCUGUGGAGGGUCUCUGGUGAAUCCCCGAUGGGUGAUCAGCACCAAGCAGUGUUUCUCUUCCUGCUAUGUGGAUCUGCCCGGGUACACUGCCAUGAUGGGAACACUUUUCCGUGACCCACAAGAAGAAGAGCCCGGCGUGCAAACCAUCCCUCUCACUAAGAUCGUGUGUGGACCAUCUGAGUCUCAGCUGGUCAUGCUACAACUGGAAUACCCUGCCCAGUUCAAUGAACGGGUCUCUCAGAUCUGUCUCCCUCCUGAGCGAUACAUAGUGCCUGAGGCGACUGAAUGUGAGAUUGCAGGAUGGGGUGACACAAAAGGGACUGGAAACGAGACUGUCCUCAAUGUGGCACAUUUGCCCGUUAUUAGCAACAAGGAAUGCAACAAAUACUUCAGGGGUCGUGUCCGUGAAAACGAGAUGUGCACAAACUCUUUCCAAGGUGGAGUCGGAGCCUGUGAGAGAGACUACGGCGGCCCUCUGGCGUGUCGGAACGGGGACUGCUGGGUACUUGAGGGCGUGAUCAUCCCCAUGAGGCGCUGCGGACACCCGGGGCAGCCCAACAUUUUCAUCCGCGUCUCUGUGUACGUCGACUGGAUCAAGAAGGUCAUGGAGAUGGCUUAG